AUGCCCCUCGUUCCGAUUCCCGGCAGCACCUUCAUCACGAAGCAUGGGGCAGACGCGCUCCCAACGCCAACGCAAGUCAGGAUGAAAGCCGGAGCUGACGCCCAGUCCCGCCGACCCAAACCUGUUAUAUUCAGGGACCUGGGACUGGUGGUCAAAUUCGGACGGGACGUGGCCGAAACCGAGGCCAAGACGCAGCAGUUUGUCCACAAGAAGCUCCAGGGCACGGUCCCCGUCCCCGAAGUCUAUGGCUGGGAAGUUGAUAGCAAUAGGGGCGAGACGUACAUCUACAUGGCGCUCGUCGCCGGCAAAACCCUGGCGGCCGAAUGGGGUCAAAUGUCCCGCACAAAUAAACUGGCCUUGUGCAAACAAUUCCGGACGAUGUGGUGGGCAUGGAGGCAGCUGCAACAUCCAGAGGCGGCUGACCAUUACAUUGGCACCCUGACACGGCACCCGGUGCGGGACGUGCAUCUUGUCGAGAAUGGCGAGAAGGUCGGGCCUUUAUACGGGGAUGCCGCUGUAGGGACCUUCGACAACAGGUGCGGAAUCGACCUGCCAGCGGCGUCGGCCCAGGCCAUCUUCGCCCACGACGACAUCAACGUCCUCAACAUUAUAGUGGCCCAAGAGGGGGCGGACCUCAAAGUCGUCGCCGUGCUCGACUGGGCCCAGUCCGGCUGGUAUCCCGAGUACUGGGAGUCCUGCAAGGUGUUCAGCACGCGCGUACACUCGACCCUGUUCUUUACCAGACUGAUGGAGGACUGGAUGUUGUGGCUGCCGCAAGUUCUUACCCCGCCCAGCGACGCUCAGAGGGACAAGUUUUCGGUCUUUGUUUCGAGCCGCAUUUGA
Messenger RNA from Lasiosphaeria miniovina, 843 nucleotides. RefSeq lists its product as uncharacterized. The transcript is spliced from 2 exons. The record is from RefSeq and is a predicted model, not a curated record. NCBI's taxonomy places the organism in Eukaryota, Fungi, Ascomycota, Sordariomycetes, Sordariales, Lasiosphaeriaceae. Bases 1 to 843 code for a protein of 280 amino acids.